This is a messenger RNA of Anneissia japonica, 2952 nucleotides long. RefSeq names its product complement factor B-like. Lineage: Eukaryota; Metazoa; Echinodermata; Crinoidea; Comatulida; Comatulidae. The transcript has 11 exons. Bases 448 to 2346 code for a protein of 632 amino acids. The record is from RefSeq and is a predicted model, not a curated record. Gene Ontology annotation, biological process: complement activation; proteolysis. Gene Ontology annotation, cellular component: extracellular region. Gene Ontology annotation, molecular function: serine-type endopeptidase activity.
GUCAACUUGGAUGUGGACACAUCACCCAUUCAGAGGUCUUGGACUUCUCGUCAGAGAAACUCUAGCGCCCCUAUUGCCACUUGGAUUCAGCAAACUUCUUCAGCCGUAAAAUGUUGAAUUUUUGGUGAUUUUAAAAAUGUGCGUUUAUUCCUUACAGUGGCAAAGUGUGAUGCUCCUAAUGGAACCAUCGCCAAUGGUAACUCGACAGUUACACUCGGUAAAAAAUAUUCAACUGGAAGCAUUGUUGAAUAUUCAUGUUUCCCAGGUUACAGAAUCAAGGGCUCAUCGUGGCAGUCAUGUCUAUCACGUGACUCGCUAAUUGGCGAAUGGAGCAACCCGCCACCAACUUGUGAAAAGGUAAAAUGUCACGAUAUUGGAUACCCGGAGAAUUCGAAUCGCAUUGGCAAACCGCCGUACUUCAUCGGAGCGGAGGUCAGAUUUCGGUGUAUGAGUGGGUACACCCUGAUUGGCUCAGAGUCACGCAAGUGUCAGGAGAACGGCAAAUGGAGUGGUUACAAUACAAUCUGUGAACGUGGCGAUGGGGAUUGUAAAAAUCCAGGUAUUCCUAUGAAUGGGCGAAAACAAGGCCAGAGCUAUAAUCGUGGAGACACUGUGCUUUAUUAUUGUGAUAGCGGAUUCUCACUUAUUGGCUCGAGAAAUCGAACUUGUUUGACGACAGGGAAGUGGAGUGGGACACAACCUACCUGUAGAGGCCAGGGGGAUUAUGACGACCCCGCAAGAGUUGCAAACACUUUUGGAAAAGUACUCGACAAAUUUGUGGAAGAUACUGAAGCCCCAGAAAGCAAUGGUGACUCUAGAGGGCGCACUAUCGAUUUAAAUUAUGGCGGACGAUUGGAAAUGUAUAUGGCAAUCGACGGGUCCGCAAGCGUAGGACGAAGCAACUUCCUUCGCGCCGUUAAAUUUGCAAAAACUCUAGUUGAAAAAACAGGUGUUUCAGGAAGACCAAAAGGACCACGGUACGGUGCACUGUCAUAUACUGACGUCCUAUGUGACAAAUUUGAUGUGACAAUUCAUGAUACAAAAGAAGGGGUCUUCGAUGAAUUAGACGCAUUCAAAUAUCCGACAGAGGUUGGUGGGACAUCAACGGCAGCUGCAUUGGAGGAAAUCUUUAACAUGAUUGCCUUAGCGGAUGCCAAAUGGGAAAGAGUCGACAAUAUACCUGGAGUACAGCCUCCAAAGCGAGUGUUGAUACUCAUGACUGACGGUGCUUCUAAUACCGGUGGAAGCCCAAUCGAUGCAGCUAUGGAACUCAAAAGGGAUUACAAAGUAGAAAUAUACGUCAUAGGUAUUAAUGUUGCAGAGAGGAAUGAUGAGUUAUACGGAAUAGCGUCGACAGAGCUACCUGAUGAGCACAUAUUCAUACUUCAGAAUUACCAUGCACUAGAUUGGCUUGCCGAGGAACUUGUGGGACAGCAGAUUGACUACAACGCAUGUGGUGUAGCAGGACAUACAGAACCACCUCAGACUCGGGCUAGGAUAUCAGGUGGCUCAGACGCAAUUGAAGGAGCAUGGCCAUGGCAAGUAGCACUAUGGGAAAGGAAAGAAGAUAACUUUGAUCCAAGAGGCUAUUCUGCAGGAGGUUUCUUUUGUGGCGGUUCUAUUAUAUCAAGUAACUGGAUUCUUACAGCGGCUCACUGCUUCUACGACAACAAAAAAAUUCAGAGAAUCGAUCAAGGAUUGUGGCAUACCAAAGUCUUAGUUGGUCUCGGUUAUACGAACCUGAAUGAUUACGAGUUGUUACAUACAAGAACAAUGCCCAUAACAAAAAUCAUCCCACACCCAGAUUACUCAAAGGAUUAUGAUUAUGAUUAUGAUAUUGCUCUCAUGCAGCUCAAUACGUCUAUUGAUUUCGGUAAUUACAUUCGUCCAGUUUGUUUACCAAACAGAACAAAAGUUUCAGAUAUACCGGUACCAAAAGAUGAAAUGGUAGUAACAGGCUGGGGCGAAACUAAAAAUCGAUCUAUUGGUGAAAGACCCAACGAUAACAAUGAUGCUCUACAGCAAGCCUAUUUGGAUGUUGUUAGGUGGAGAACCUGUGAAAAUGACAUCAGACAGACUCAACUUGAUAUUGGUAAACCAGGUGCACCUUUUUUGACAAACAACAUGUUUUGUGUAGGGAAUGGGUAUCCGUCGUCAUGUGUCGGUGACUCAGGAGGACCAGUUGUUAAAAAAAUCCCAGCGAGCAACGACAGAGAUGAACACUGGGUACAAUUUGGGAUUGUUAGUUGGGGAUAUGGAUGCGGUGUUGUUGGGCAACAUGAUGUCAUGACCAACGUAACAAAGUUAACUAACUGGAUUGAACAAAAAACAGGAAUUGAACUAUAGUUUGUUAAGUUGUGUUGCUAUAGUAAAAGUAAGUGGAGCAAGAAGAGAAAAAAAUGCAAAUAAUGGCAUCCUAAAGUAAUAACAAUUAGAAUCUACACCUUUUAGUUGGCUUUUUAAUCAAUCGAAGUAUUUCUGUAGUAAAGUCUGUACAUUAGUAAAAAAAGGAAUUGUUUUGAUCUGUAUCUCACUGGGAAUAUCUAAAAUACCUGGACUAUAAAAUGUUAUUUGACAAAAACAUGUGACAUGCUUAAACAUGGUCAUGAUGACAUCACAUCAUGACCAUAUAUAGCCACAUCAUGACUAUAUAUAUGCAUACAACAGUUUUUGAUAGUUUGGACAAGGUUAAAAUUGUUUGAUCCUUCCAAAGCUGGGUCGACUGAUAUGAGAGGUAGAGAAUACAGUACGCACACUUGUGUUCAUCCAUGCAUUCUUAGCUUUUUCCACUUCAUCAUUACAGACCUUUUAUAUAGUUUGAUAUUACAGAUUUUAAACAAACACAGAAAUCAAAAGAUGGAUUGAAUGAUGAUAAGAACAUGAGAAAUAAAAUUUACAUUCAUGUAUUUUAUCAAUAUGCAGCUUCCAAUAAAAAUUACAGUAAGAAAAUAA